AUGAACUUUUUACUAAAAGGAAAUUUCGGCAAACUUCUCUUCCUCGUUGGAUUUGCCCUUGCCGAACAUGGCUGGAUGGAUUUUCUCGACAAGAGCUUUAACAACCCACGAGCCAAACGAGCCUUUCUUUUGGAUGACCACGAUACUCAGGGUGCUCCUGAUAAAAAUUACGAUUUGAUGAUGUACGAUAAACGACACUUGAUUCAGUCAAGAGGAUUUACUGAUGAUGAGUGGCAAAGACUUCUUGAUUUGUUUUAA
Oikopleura dioica is the source of this 258-nucleotide messenger RNA. Lineage: Eukaryota; Metazoa; Chordata; Appendicularia; Copelata; Oikopleuridae. The record is from the annotation of a GenBank genome assembly.